AUGGCCCCCAAAAGACCGAAACUUGAGCGUCUUCAUUUAGCUCCUCCAGAAAGAGCUGUAUCGAUAACGGAUACGCUUACCUUAGUUGUAAAAGGCGAUUGUGGUGUCGAAUUGCGCGUUAAAGAAAGCGGUAUCGCGUCUGGUCCCACAAUUCCAGCCCAGGCUGCGGAUCAGGAGAAUGGCAUGACCGAUCUAGAUAUGGAUAAGAUAAGAUUUGAAGACCUACGCACCUGCCAAGAACUGGGAAAAGGCUCUCAGGGGAAGGUUAAACUUGUUCGACAUCGACCCACCGGGAAGAAGUACGCACUGAAAUAUAUUCAAUUGGAAGGGGACACAGAUGAUAUGCGACAGGCCCUUGAAUCGGAGCUGAGACAGGUUAAAGCUUUGAUGCACAAAAAUAUUGUGACUUCACAUGAGGCCUUUUUUAAGGAGGGGAGACUUUAUAUUGUACUGGAAUAUAUGGAUGCUGGAAGUAUGGCAGAUGUGCUUCGGCGGCACCCUAGCUGUUUCAACGAGGAGAUGUUGGCGUAUGUGGCGAGAGAGCUUCUUAAGGGGUUGGAACACCUUCAUGCUUCGAAAAUGAUUCAUCGUGACAUUAAGCCCGUCAAUGUUCUUGCAAAUUCGGGAGGUGAGGUCAAAAUAGCAGAUUUUGGUGUAGCCAAGAAAUUUUCUGGUGGAGAUGUGGAAACGCUGUCUUCCCAAGGCUCCGUUAUCUACAUGAGCCCUGAACGAAUAAAAGCUCAACCGUACUCGUUCAGUAGCGACAUAUGGAGUGUUGGUUUGACCAUAGCAGAAUGUGCAUUGGGAAUGUAUCCUUUCGGAUCAAUCAAAAACAAUCUUUUUGAACUUUUACAGGUUAUUGCUACGGGAGAUGCAAAGAUUGAUUGGACAGCCGAUGGUCGUCAGCACAGCCCUGAGCUUAUUGAUUUUAUCGAUCAGUGUCUUCGUCCGUUGGAUUCACGACCAACGGCGACCGAGUUGCUUCAUCAUCCAUUCAUUCAAAAAGCGGCAAAUGUAGACCCUGUUGGUGCUGGAAAUUGGUUCGUUACACCCUCUUAA
Trypanosoma grayi is the source of this 1059-nucleotide messenger RNA. Its product is annotated as protein kinase. Gene Ontology annotation, biological process: protein phosphorylation. The record is from RefSeq and is a predicted model, not a curated record. The transcript has a single exon. Bases 1 to 1059 code for a protein of 352 amino acids. NCBI's taxonomy places the organism in Eukaryota, Euglenozoa, Kinetoplastea, Trypanosomatida, Trypanosomatidae. Gene Ontology annotation, molecular function: ATP binding; protein serine/threonine kinase activity. Gene Ontology annotation, cellular component: cytoplasm.